Molecule: messenger RNA, 1995 nt
Organism: Arachis duranensis
Lineage: Eukaryota; Viridiplantae; Streptophyta; Magnoliopsida; Fabales; Fabaceae
Exons: 1
Coding region: 1-1995 (664 amino acids)
Source: RefSeq, a predicted model, not a curated record
AUGGAGAUCUUCCCGGAACAUGUGCGACAUCUGUGGAACGAAUGGGAGCUGCGGACGCUGGUUUUGAUAAGCCUCACAUGGCAGGUUAUCCUCAUCAGACAUGGCUCUCGGAGGAAGCAUGCCCGCGGCAGCUUUGUUAGCUUUCUCGUUUGGGUUACAUAUCUGUCAGCAGAUUGGUUAGCCACAGUCUCGCUCGGCACACUUGCCAACGACCAGGGAGACCAAUGCAAACAAGAUAGCAAUCAUGCGCUGCAGGCCCUUUGGGCUCCUUUCCUCCUCUUGCAUCUCGGCGGCCCUGACACAAUCACCGCUUAUGCCUUAGAAGACAACAUCUUGUGGAUAAGGCAUUUACUCGGUCUACUUGUCCAAGUUUCUGUCGCCUUUUACAUCUACAUAAGAUCUUGGAGCACCAGUGCGUUGACUUUUAUAGCCAUACCAGUGUUUGUUUCCGGGAUCAUAAAGUAUGCAGAGCGCACUUGGGUUCUGAGAUCGGCUAGCCCGGAACAACUUGAAGAAUCUUUGCUCUCCGCUCCUGCCAUACAAGCUCCAGAUCUCGAUCGUUCUUAUGGCAACCCCGAGCUGGAGUAUGUUCACAGAGGAUACUACUUGUUUCCUGUUCUCAGGCGUCUCUACGCAAAUCUGAGCCUAAGGUUCGCAGAGAGUCAGCGAACCUACAAAUUGAUGGUGAAAAAGGAACAUGUGGACGAUGAGGAGAAACAGAGUAAUUAUGCUUUUAAAUUGGUUGAGGUCCAGUUGGGUUUUCUAUAUGACUUGCUUUACACAAAAGCAACUACAAUUUACACUCUACCGGGUCUCAUUUUCCGAUUCAUUAGUGUUCUAUCCACAGUGUCUGCUCUAGCUUCAUGUGUUGUCUUCCUUAAUGUUCAUGAGCAUGAGUACUCAGGGGUUGACAUUUCUAUAACAUAUUGUUUAUUUAUUGGGGCUAUUUUACUUGAGCUUUAUGCACUUGUGUCCCUUCUUUUCUCUGAUUGGACUUUGAAUUGGCUAGUCAACAAGCAAAGUUCACUGCAGAAUUUCAUAUGCCGGGCUUUGUCUCGUUGUCAGAAAAGAUGGUCAGGAGAGUUAGCUCAACACAACUUGUUGAAUUUUUGCAUAAAGAAGAGGGUAACAAGAUGUCUCGGAAAUGAUUUUCUUUUCAGAAUCUAUUUUCCGAUGGAAUUAUACUGGCAAAGGACAUGGGAAGAUGUAGAUACUGAUCUCAAACAGUUUAUCUUUAUACUUCUCAAAAGAAAUCAAAGGGAGUACGGUUUAAAGCGAUUUGACUACAAUUUUCUCAAGGAUUUGCUUUCUUAUAAAGGUGACCAUGCUUUGAGGUUUCACGGAGAGAUAAUGUGGAGCGUUGAGGUUGAAUUCGGUCAUAGCAUACUCAUCUGGCAUAUUGCAACCGACAUAUGCUAUCAUUCUACAAAAGCAGCAGAAUAUCAAAAGAAAAAAUGGGAAGCGAGUAAGAGGAUUUCCAAUUAUAUGUUGUAUCUUUUACUCAUGCAUCCCUUCAUGCUGCCUAAAUGGAUCAACAGGAUUACACACAUUCGGAACACUUUCAGGGAAGCCAUAAGGAUAUUGCAGCGCGAGCAGCUAUCGGUGAAAGAUGCUGCAAGCGCUUCGAAAUUGCUGAUUCAAAUGAACACGCAGAGUCACCGGCCACUCGAACAACUCCGAAGGGAAAAGGCUGGCAAGUCUUUGCUACAUGAAGGGUGCCGCCUUGCUUUACAGCUUCAAAAUAUAUACAGUCCAUGUGACAUAAUUUGUGAUGUGUGGUUAGAGAUGCUUACUUAUGCUGCAAGUCAGUGUGACUGGGGGGCGCAUGCUCAGCAACUCCGAAGAGGAGGAGAAUUUCUGACUCAUGUUUGUCUUCUCAUGGCGGAACUUGGUUUGAGCAAACAAUUUGACAUUGGCCGGAAGGAAAGCAGCGUAGAAAGCCAAGAUGAUGGAUGGGGAUGCCUAAAAAGUAGAUUUCUCAGUUCUUAUAAGUGA